Messenger RNA from Sclerotinia trifoliorum, 2534 nucleotides. The record is from the annotation of a GenBank genome assembly. NCBI's taxonomy places the organism in Eukaryota, Fungi, Ascomycota, Leotiomycetes, Helotiales, Sclerotiniaceae.
CUUAGUGAAAUGAAAUGAGACCCGAAGACUUGGUAAAUGAUUAUGAUGAUUAAAUGAUUAUACUGUAAGAUCUACAUUUUUCAUGUAAGAUCUUACUAGGGAUAACUUCAAAAUCAUUGGAUAAUCUAUACGGGAUAGUAUUUGAAAUUAUCAUUUCAACAGUCAAUGCAGUGAGUUGUCUAAGAUCUAAUCAAUCCCCUCAGCAGAAGGCUAGAGGUAUUUCUGCCAGUUUUGUGUUGAUCGUUGAUUCAGAACGGAACGGAAAUUUCCUUCCUCUGCAGUGUCAUAACGUCAUCACCAUUUAUCUCGAUCCAUCAACAUCACCAUCACCAUCACCAUCACCAUCACCAUCACAAUCACCAUCGCCAUCAUCAUUGCUAUCAUUAGUGUAUCACCUGUCAGGAAUCGUACGACAAAUACAGCACUUUGGACCAUCCCAUCGCUGAGAAAUCCCAGACGUUAAUCGACGUCGGUUCUAUUGAUGGAUCUUUUUGGCGGGCCAAAGUAAGCAUCAAAUCUCCGUGCAAGCAGUUCUACAGCAUUUUACUAAUGCUUUAUCUAUCAAGGCCCUGGUCGGCUCUCGAUUGGACCUCAAGUGAUGAUAGAGUUAGAGGGGGAGCUUCACAAUCUUAUCUCCAAUGCUCAACUUCCUCCUCUGUAGCUACAUUCACUGGUACUCUCGACAUCAAGACUCUCGGAGGUGCAGGUUUCGCUUCCCAAAGAACGACUGCAGACCAUACUGUAAGUUUGUAGAAUGAGGCAUGAUUCUAUUCCUAUGUCCCUAUGUUCCGAGUUCCAAUCAAGAGUUUGAUCCUAUUCACCAAAGGGGCUGGUUGCAUUCUGUUUAACCAGCCACCUCGCAUUCUCAUACAUUUAUCGUUACAUUCGUUAAGUUAUAGUUGGGAAAUUUUACUCGAUCUUUUCAAUACCUUUCUAAUGCAAUUUCUGAAUGCGAAAAUGCGGUUAGAACAUUGAGCGCACGUGUUCGAGGCAACCCGGGACCUCUAUAUACCAAUCUAGAAUGCUACACUAGUAUAUGACUUUCAAUUUUUUCUGAUGAUUACGGAAUUCUGUUCUGCAUACGGUUAAGUACAAAGUUGUAUUACUAUGUCAGACACAGAUCGGUGUCUCAUAGCGACCGGAAAAUACCACUUGUUUAUAGAGUUGAAUGGAUACUGAAGCGCUUCAACUGACGCAGAAGAAAGCAAGCGCUUAUUCAUCUCUCCAGUAACAGUAAAUAUACGCAUUAAGUAAUUCGCAGCGAGACAAGUCUGCGGAAAGUCUAUCAAUUGACCAUGGACUUUAAGCUGACAACCCAAUCUGCAGUGGGACCUUACGGCCUUUGAUGGAAUCUUACUCGAUCUUGGAAAAAGUGAUCAAAAACAAUACACCUUCAUCAUCAAAGAUGAAUUGCUUCCAAAAAGUCCCAAUGGCAGAGAACAAAGUACUAUUAGUUGGGAGUUUGACUUCAAGGGCCCUGUAGAUCAUUCACUCCUUUUUGUGAACUGGGCAGAUUUAAAGCCCACUUAUAGGGGGCGGGAAAUGAAAGAUGCCACUCCUCUGGAUCUAAAGAAUAUCAAAAGAUUUAGCAUCAUGAUGCGAAGGUAUUUCCAUCAGUCCAUCAAAUGUCACAUUUACUAACACAAAUAAGCUUCUUCGGCAGCCAAGAAGGGGGCUUUUCCCUGGACAUCAUAUCAAUAUCCGCCACAAAAGACAAGGAGAGUAUCAAUAUGCCAUAUCGAGAUGAUCCCAACGAAAAAGGUCACACGAACCUAAGUUCGGGAAUGGAUGAAGCAAUUCCUACAAAGCGGCAGAGCUGGCUGGCCUGGUUUUUUGGGUCAUGCAAUGUAUCAUAAAAAUUGACGGAUCGGUAAAUACAUCACUGACCUUCACUGUGUCCUCGGCGGCAAUCUCAUGGCGCCACCAUAUACCCACCCCCGCUUCGAUCCUUGCUCGCACGAGGUUCUGCUGACAUAUUGGUGACUGGUCAAUGAAUACUAAAUAUCACCCGAACUUAAGUGCUUACCCUGUCCGAUCUCUUCAUGCAUUUGGGAGGAUGAUCCACUAUUUUUAGAGAGAGCCCGUUGAAGAUCUUGAACCGGAAGGAUAAUGGAGUAUCCUAAUUCGCAUUCACGGUUGUCACAAAUAAAUGCGGUUGACUGUCAAUGAUUGAGACAUUAGUUACCUCGGACCGAAUUUCGUUGUAACUAGCCAUGUUUACACAAGUACAAGGGGCCUCAUUCCUUCCGGGUGUACAGUACAACCCUAAAUAAGGCUUCUUCGAAGAAGGAUUCAUUCCGCAAAUUGGAUCCCAGACCGUCACAUGUGUCUCUAUCGAUUGCCAAGAUAACAACGUUUGUUAACCCCUUGAUCGCAUUUGCUAGGUAGCUACAUAUGUAUUAUGGAUGCUUCAAUCAACGACGUAACUACCAUGCUGCAGUGUAGUAUUCGUAUACACACCACACCUAUUAUCAAUAAGCACUACAUAAAGUUCCCCGAAUGAACACCAGUUUUUUCCUAUGUUCUUCAUUCUA